UAAGAACCUUUGUUGCCUGCCAAACCUUUCUUUCGUUCAAAAAGGUUUUCUCCAAUCUAUUUGUUACGUACUCUAUCGUCGUUGACAAUGGGCAUCCCAUCGAAUGCAGAAAUCAAAGAGCUCCUGGAGUCGCAAUUUCAUUCCCGUCUUCAGAAAGCGGAUCUCCACAGCGAUUCCGAGACGCUCUUCCAGUUCGGACACCUGGACGAACUCUUUGCCGAAGAUGUCGAGGUCCACAUUUCUGGUCACGAAUUCCAUCUGAACGGGAAGCACCGGGGCCUGGAUGCCUUCAAAGGCCACCUGGAAUCCGACGAUAUGCCAUCCUUGAGCAGCAUCAUUGAUGUGACUAAGCCAAUCAAGGGUGCUGUCCUCCACGUCAUCGGUGGUGAGAACGAGGAAUGGAAAGCUGCCGUCCUCCACAGCACCGCAACAACUCGCAACAACAAGCCGUGGAACCACGAAAUGGUGGUCGUGAUGCGCUUCAAUCACGACGGGAAAAUUACUGAGCUGCGGGCAUACGCGGACACCCAGCACGUCCACAACCAUAUCCAGGACCACAAGUAGCUAGGCUGGCCCCCACUUUAGUUUGUAUUGGGAAAUCAGUUAGAGGUCGCCUUCGUAUACUGGAGAGAAGUUGUUAUUUUUACCCUAUCAAAUUCAGUCAGACUAAAUCGGAAUAGUCGAAUUCAUUAAAAUCCAUGAAAAUUCAAGCGCUUACAUAAAUAUGCAUUAAUCCACUUCAAUAUAAACAUACUCAAAGUC
Molecule: messenger RNA, 762 nt
Organism: Coccidioides immitis RS
Lineage: Eukaryota; Fungi; Ascomycota; Eurotiomycetes; Onygenales; Onygenaceae
Exons: 2
Coding region: 88-564 (158 amino acids)
Source: RefSeq, a predicted model, not a curated record